UAUGAAUGAUUUCUUCAAUGAGCACAGACAUACAUGUUUAGAAAAUUUGAAAACCUAACCUAUAAAAUUUCGAAAUCGCGUGAAAGUAAAAUCAGCCAGCCAGUAGAAAUCACCAAUUAAUAAUAGUUUUUAUUGGGAAAUCCUUUCAAAAUGGAAACUAAACCAGAUAUAAAAGAGCUCUUAAGUUGCAGUACUCAGCUUUCCAAGGGUGUCCUAGAAAUGAAGUUCAUGAAGAAAUCCAAAGAAACUGCACUGAAGCAGCUACAAGCCGAGGAAAGCAGAAGAAUAUACUCUGAAGAGAUAACUGAAGGAAUGAAAAAAACGGGCAACACAGUUUUUUUGGAAACUUCGAUAUCAAAUUGUAAAGGUUUAAUUGAAGGUCGACUUUCAUUUUUGGGGGCAAAUCCAGAAAUUGAGAAAAUGAUGGCUAAUGAAUUUGGAGAUAAGCUGAAUGAAAUCGAAUCAAAUAAGGAUAAAGACGUUACAGAUUUUGAAAUGGCAAAAAGUUUAUCCUCGGUUACUGAGACUAUUCAGAAGAAAUUCCAAAAAAAAGCAAAGAGAAAGUUUAUGAAACCUUCUUCAGACAUAUAGUGAUCCAGUUUUAUCAUUUCAAUAUUUGGUUCAUGAAUCUUUCAUCCUAUUAUUUUAGUUCGAAUUGUACAUAAUUUAUCAUCCAAUCCAUCACUUCAUUACCAUCUUGAGGAGAAAUUUGAAAACUACACAUUUUUGAGAUUAUACGUAAAAAUGAUCUGUA
This is a messenger RNA of Coccinella septempunctata (seven-spotted ladybird), 754 nucleotides long. It is a transcript of the gene Mpp6, whose product is annotated as M-phase phosphoprotein 6. The transcript has a single exon. The record is from RefSeq and is a predicted model, not a curated record. NCBI's taxonomy places the organism in Eukaryota, Metazoa, Arthropoda, Insecta, Coleoptera, Coccinellidae. Bases 151 to 591 code for a protein of 146 amino acids. Gene Ontology annotation, biological process: maturation of 5.8S rRNA.